AUGGCGCCAAAGAAGGAUAAGGUUCCACCGCCGUCAUCUAAGCCGGCUAAAUCCGGAGGUGGAAAACAGAAGAAGAAGAAGUGGAGCAAGGGAAAGCAAAAGGAGAAGGUGAACAACAUGGUCUUGUUCGAUCAGGCUACUUAUGACAAGCUUCUCACUGAAGCUCCCAAGUUCAAACUCAUCACCCCUUCCAUUCUCUCUGACCGUAUGAGGAUUAACGGGUCCCUAGCAAGGAAGGCCAUCAGGGAGCUAAUGGCGAAAGGUGUGAUCAGGAUGGUCGCAGCUCACUCUAGCCAGCAGAUCUACACUCGUGCCACCAACACCUAACCAAUAUAAUUGACUCUUGCCAUUGGUUUUGUUGUUGAAUCUCAUCUCUUUUUGAUGUAUACAUUAAUCAUCAGAGCUCCUCUUAUAGUUUUCUUCCUUCGUGAAACUCUUUAGAAUGUUGUUUUGAGUUUUGAUAAAAUGGGAAUUUAUUUUAUUAGUUUUUCCUCGCAAUAUUUCAUUUCUUUUUGCCAC
This is a messenger RNA of Eruca vesicaria subsp. sativa (arugula), 519 nucleotides long. The record is from the annotation of a GenBank genome assembly. NCBI's taxonomy places the organism in Eukaryota, Viridiplantae, Streptophyta, Magnoliopsida, Brassicales, Brassicaceae.